CUGUCUAUGGAUGAGACGUAUGCAGACAUCACCCCCGUACGCUUCAACAGCAACAAUGUGAGCGCGUACGUGUCUAUCAUGCGCGGGUGUGACAACAUGUGUUCGUACUGUAUAGUGCCCUUUACGCGUGGGCGGGAACGCAGCCGUCCGAUGACGAGUAUCCUGGAGGAAGUUCGGAACUUGUCAGCUGACGGAGUGAAGGAGGUGACACUGUUGGGCCAGAACGUCAACAGCUACCGCGAUCUCAACGAACGAUCGGUGAGUCAUGAUUUAUAA
This is a messenger RNA of Sphaeroforma arctica JP610, 276 nucleotides long. RefSeq lists its product as hypothetical. Gene Ontology annotation, molecular function: tRNA-2-methylthio-N(6)-dimethylallyladenosine(37) synthase activity; 4 iron, 4 sulfur cluster binding. Lineage: Eukaryota; Ichthyosporea; Ichthyophonida. Gene Ontology annotation, cellular component: mitochondrion; cytosol. The record is from RefSeq and is a predicted model, not a curated record. The transcript has a single exon. Gene Ontology annotation, biological process: negative regulation of cyclin-dependent protein serine/threonine kinase activity.